AUGGGCGCCUCGGCCUCCAGCCAGCUGGACGAGAGCAAGUGCGUCUACAUCCGAGGGAAAACUGAGGCUGCGAUCAAAAACUUCAGUCCCUACUACAGCCGCCAGUACUCUGUGGCUUUCUGCAACCACGUCCGCAGUGAAGUAGAGCAGCAAAGAGACUCACGCUCACAAUUUCUGAAGAUCAAGCCACCAUUGGAGCCUGGAACUGUCUUGUAUGAAGCAGAGGUAUCACAGUUUGUUGAAGACAUAAAGAAAUGGAAGGACAGAUACAUUGUGGUUAAAAAUGAUUUUGCUGUGGAGAGCUAUGAGAACAAAGAGGCCUACCAGAGAGGCACUGUGCCUAAAAGCCGAAUUCUUCCUGCUGGUGGGAAGGUGCUGAUCUCCGAAGAGGAAUACACUUUGUUAUCUGAUCGGAAUUUCCCAGACCCUAUUGCCUCCACUGAGAAGGAGAAUGCUCAGCCCAUCGUGGUCCUGCCAAAGGAGUUCCCCGUGUACCUGUGGCAGCCCUUCCUCCGACACGCCUACUUCUGCUUCCAGGAGGCCCCGGGCCAGAAGAGGUUUAGUGCACUCCUGAGUGACUGCAUCAGACAUCUAAAUCAUGAUUACACGAAGCAGACGACCUGGGAAGCCCAAGCCUUCUUAGAAGCGGUGCAGUUCUUCCGCCAGGAGAAAGGCCACUACGGCUCCUGCGAAAUGAUCGCUGGGAACGAAGUCCAGAUCCUGAGUAACCUGGUGAUGGAGGAACUCCUGCCAACCCUCCAGACAGACCUGCUGCCCAAAAUGAAGGGGAAAAAGAACGACAGGAAAAGGACCUGGUUCGGUCUCCUGGAGGCGGCUUACAACCUGGUCCAGCUUCAAGUCUCGGAAGGGUUGAGCGCCUUGAAGGAGGAAUGCAGAAGUCUGACCAAGGGCCUGGACGGAACGAUCCGGUCAGACAUGGACCAGAUUGUGAGCUCAAAGAACUUCUUAAAUGGGAAGAUCAAAGCGAUGGUGGCGGAGCCGGUGCGGAGAAGCUGUGCGGAGAGUGUGCAGCCCUUCCUGGCCUCCAUCCUCGAGGAGCUCAUGGGGCCGGUGAGCUCAGGAUUCAGUGAAGUCCGCUCACUCUUUGAAAAGGAGGUGGAAGCGCUCAGCCAGAGCUUUCAGGCCACCGAGGACAGUGGCCGGCUGCGGGAGCAUCUGGACCAGCUUCUGCGUCUUUCACUGGAUUCCACGAAGAUGCAGCCCUGCUAUGUUCAAGUCACCCUGCUGCAGGAGCGCCUGCAGGACCUGCAGGGCCGCUUCGGAUUCCCCCACGUGGAUCUGGUGGUCCAGAGGACCCAGAACUACAUGCAGGAGCUGAUGGAAAACACCGUGUUCACCUUCGAGCAGUUGCUUUCCCCACAUCUGCACGGAGAAGUCUCCGGAACCGCAGUCUCCAUGGAGAAGGUUAAGCUUCGAGUCUUAAAGCAAUACGAUUACGACAGCAGCACCAUCCGGAAGAAGAUAUUUCAAGAAGCUCUGGUUCAAAUCACCCUUCCCACCGUGCAGAAGGCAUUGGCGUCCACGUGCAAACCAGAACUUCAGAAGUAUGAGCAGUUCAUCUUUGCAGACCACACCAAUAUGAUCCAGGUUGAAAAUGUCUAUGAGGAAAUUUUACAUCAGACGCUCCUUGAUGAGACUCUGAAAGUGAUCAAGGAAGCUGCUGUCCUGAAGAAACACAACUUAUUUGAAGACAACAUAGCCCUGCCCAGCGAAAGUGUGUCCAGCCUUACUGAUCUGAAAACCCCCACGGGGUCAAACCAGGCCAGCCCUGCCAGGAUUGUCUCGGCCAUUCUGCCAGGAGGACCGGGGAGCGGGUCCCCGGGCAACGACGCGUUCCAAGAGCCCGAGGAAGAGAAGCAGCCGGGAGCCCCUAGUCCUUUGGCCCAAGAGGAAAGCACCUCCCUCCUGUUCCCUGUGACCAGUCCUCCCGAGGGUGGGGACAGGCAAGUGGUUGCUUCAAGCGUCAAUGACCCCACGAAUCUUGUGGCUACAGAAGACAAGGCAGGCACCUCGGGCACCAACUCAGCCGAGCUGGAGUUUGGAGGGAUUCCCAAAGAAGAAGACCCCCCUCACGAAGACCCGGCGUCCCUCUCUGCCUCAGGCUCCUUGAAAGAGCUCAGAAAAUUGUUGACAGUGACCGUUGAAGUCCCGGUGGAUACUGCUCUAGCGAAUGAAAAAGAUACAAGUGAGCAGACCCUUUUGUCUCAAGAAGAUGAAAAGGAAGAGGAAUCCCCCCAAAUCUGCAACGAAGCCCAGGAGGCAGCCGGGUCCCCUGGGAAUCACGGGGGAGGGGAUGGAGUCAGCGAGAGGGGGUCCCUUGUUCCUUCGGCAGAGGCUGGUGGCAUGGGAUUGGGGAGCUUUCCUGAGGCCAGCAGUCCUGCCCCUCUGCCAGCCGAGGGGAGCAGCUGCUCGGGGCCCGUGGGUGAGCAAGCUGAUGCUGGGGAGCCCCUGGACAGGGAGCUCCGGGGUGAGCAAGCUGAUGCUGGGGAGCCCCUGGACAGGGAGCUCCCGGGGAAGGCCUCCAGACUACUUGAAGCAGGAGGAGCCCCGGGUGCCCUGGGAGGCGAGGCCCGUGCCCAAGAAGAGUGCGUUUUAGGUCCUGACCAUGGCUUUGCUAGCGAGAGCCAGCUUUCUGAGGAACAGGAAGUGGCAGGAGGGCUGAGCAGCCCAGGCCAGGCCACGGUCAGAGUGGCUGCAGAGGGACUUAAGGCCGCCAGUGUUCACGGGUGCCAGUGGGUGGUUGAAAGUGCUCCAGACACCGAUAGCCUAGGUGCACAUGGGAACGGCAAGACGGAGAGAGAAGGUGGUGAGGGGGGUUCCCCAGGGCAGCCCCCGGAGGAGUGAGGGGGACUGUUUGGUAAAAGCCUUUCUUCCAACAAGGUCCAUCACAGGGGGGAUUCACUUGGGAAUUGCACAAGGUUGCCACAAGAAACAGUCUUAAAUAUUUCUUUCACGUUGUCUAAUGAAGCCAAAGGAAAAGCACGCAGGGCGUGGGCACUGUAGACCAACAGCUUUGUGGGGCUGCCCUGUGCCACUAUGAAUUAUUGCUUGGGCGUUUUAAUAGGAAUUACACAGACAAUGGAGGGUUUGGGGUUAGAGGCCAGCCGAGGGUGUCAGGCGGAGGGAGUGGUGUUGCAGUGAAGACCGGGAAGCCGUGGGAGCCUGGUUUUCAGUGCCCUCUGCGCCUUGUGGCGAUGUGGUCUCCUGGGGCAUUUGAAGGCUUUUAGGCAAGAAGGGGAAUGCAUAUAGUAAGCCUCGCUUCACCGGCUUCCAAGCGAAUUUCACUCUCUCUUUAGUCUCAGCCUUUGUCCUAGGUCAGGCAGGCUACACCAAGGGACAGGUCACAGACUCCCCUCCCCUCUGUUGUGGGUAAGCUCCACGGAGCCGGCUCCGACCAUAAGUCUCAGGAGACGCUGAGCAGAAACGGGAGGGAAGCUCACAGACUAUGCAACUGCCCGGGCCUGUUAACAAUUCUACUAUCAAUCAAAUAAUUAAUUGUGUGAAUUAAGUUUCUUGAUCCUUAUUAAUUAAUCACCUUCAGGGGAGCAUUCAGAUGGGGCAAGAAAAUGUCAUUGGCGUGUUUCAGCUUGAAAGCACUCCACAUCCACUGUAGACUGUGCAGAGAAAAGGCUCCGCUCAAUGACUGAGCUUAACGCCUACUAGUUAAACAAGCAUUAUUUGAACAGUUACUGCAUGCCAUGUACUAUAUUCAGGAAAGUAAUAAGAAUAAAAAAUAGAUAAGGCGUAUUGUAUUGCCUGGUCUAAAUGAAAAGGCUCCAGGAAAUUAACCUAGAGGAAAAGAAAGAGCCCAUUUUCAAACCAUGGCACCGUUUUCUGUGUUUUCUGAGACAAUACUGGCUUGUUUCCACAAGGUAGCAUCAAUUUUUUUAAAAAGUCAAAGUAUGGACCAUCAAGUCCCAAAUCUGUUACGCAAAGUGGCAACUGCUGGUUCAGUCAUUCCGCAAGCUCGUGGAGCGCGGGGCUCUGGAGGGAGGUCCUGUGGUGAUGUGACUGUCCCUUCCUCCCGAAAUUUACCCUUGAGUGGAAAAUAGGCAUAACGACAGCUUUCUGCUGGCUCGUGACGGACAGCAUUUGUUAAUGGUGCCAGGGAGUCUUAUUGCCAGAGAUGGGGGGAGAGGGGGUUACUGUGCUAUUUUCCUCCAGGGGAAAAUAGCAAAGCAACAAAACUGCUAGAUUAUUUCCUAAAAGCUUCCAUCCCAAGUAUUACAUGUUGAAGUUUGCUUCCACACGUUUUAAUACUAGAUCCCAACUUAGUGUCCUCAGGGCUUGCGUUGAUCCUCGCCAGCCAUGAAGUUUCUGUCACUCUAUGCCACCGUCUGACGCAUUAACCAGGAAUUGAAAUGCCUCCCCCUCCACCACGCUCAUAAAAAGUUUGUUGGAUUUCUGGAUCAUAAAGGAUGAAAACGGGUAUCAGCAUACUCCCAUAUGGAAUUGUUAGGUCCUCAGUUCUAACAAGGAUCUCAUCAUGAAUAAAGAAAGUAGAGCCCCCGGUGUUUCCUCAUAGCCUUGCACUUGGCUGGGGAAUGGAGCUUUUGUUUACUUCCUGUCUCUACCAGGAGCUCCUGUCUUCCAGGGCAGAAACAAGGUGUUAGGCAUCCUGCAUCCUUCCUGCUAGACGGAAGCACAACCUUCACUAGCAGCUUCCUGUCUCCUCAAGUCAUUUCCACACCCUCAGGACCUAGCGCAGAAUUGGCAAGUGACAGGCUGCUCAGGAAAUUGGACGUGACGGCACCUACGAUGGGCUAUUUGGGGCCUCAGGAUCGAGCAGGAGCACUGAUAGCAGACUGAGUUGGGCAACUAACCACAAGGUCAGCCAUUUGGACCCAUCAGCUGCUUUGCGGGAGAAAGACGCAGCUUUUUGUUCCAGUAAAGAUUUAUUUGUAACAUUAUUUUAACAUUGUUUGCUUUCACAAGUCUGUUAGGCAAACAGUUUAGUACUGGGAGUUUAAUGUGAACUCAUAGUUGUUACUGCAGAGAUUUUCCAGAAUGGAACGGGUUUAUUAUGAGGGUUUUCUCCCAUCUCUGGGCAAAUUUAUUAGAGAUGCCUCAAACCCCAGUAAUAUUGCUUAUUGACCUUUCACCCUCCUUCCCCCAAAAGAGAGCAUUUCCCUUAAAGGAAAUCAGCUUGUCGUUCUCCCAUUUUUACCUUGAGUAGCGGGGACAGUCGUGGCGUGUGUAAUGUGCAGUAAACUCUGAACUGAAAGUAUCUGGACCCACAGUAAUAAGAUCCCAGCUGUGCCUGAUGCUUUAGAAGGAGGCGGAAGGUGGACAGCCGCAGGGCCUUGACAUUUGAUGAUGAAGAUCUCAACUCUGGUUUUAUUAGAAGGCUUCGCAAAGCUCCCACACCAAAGGGAUUUAAUUUAUUCUAAGAAGUACCAAAUGAUAUGUGCUAAAUAGCGAUUUUAACAUGGAGAAAGGAAGGUGGACUUGUCCAAGUUAAGCAAUAAGAUAGUUUCACUAAGUGAAAAUGUUGGUCACGUGUGUCUUACUAAAUACUAACGGGCUUGGGGACUUGCCUUUUGAAGUUGGCAACUUCAAGGGGGGAAAAAUCUAACUGUAGACUGAUCUAUAUAUUUUCCUGGUCAUGGUAUAAAUCAAACUGAAAUCACUUUGUAACCACAUAUUUACUCUGCCAAGUGCCUAUAUUCCAAUAAAACAUUCAUUCAUGUUGA
This is a messenger RNA of Echinops telfairi (small Madagascar hedgehog), 5714 nucleotides long. It is a transcript of the gene NIBAN1, whose product is annotated as niban apoptosis regulator 1. The transcript is spliced from 15 exons. Bases 1 to 2865 code for a protein of 954 amino acids. The record is from RefSeq and is a predicted model, not a curated record. Lineage: Eukaryota; Metazoa; Chordata; Mammalia; Afrosoricida; Tenrecidae.